Messenger RNA from Ilex paraguariensis (yerba mate), 288 nucleotides. The record is from the annotation of a GenBank genome assembly. Lineage: Eukaryota; Viridiplantae; Streptophyta; Magnoliopsida; Aquifoliales; Aquifoliaceae.
CUGGCCGAAGAAGUUAUUACAAACACGAUUACUUCUGCUAUUUCAACCACAGUUGAUGUUGAGAUAGUGGACCACCGUAGCUACAAAGAGUUCCCAACUCUCCCUGCCUGUAACAAUGUUAGGGACUAUUCCCCUGUUCCUACGGCUGGGAGACCUUCAAAUGGGAAGCAUCCAAGCAAGCAUGGGAGUGUUCCACAAACUAGGCUCACACCUGCCAAGCCAUGGAGCCAAGUCUUAAAGCAAAAUGCAAGGGAAAAAUCCAACUCUCUACACCAACACCCUUCUAAG